Aspergillus mulundensis is the source of this 1953-nucleotide messenger RNA. RefSeq lists its product as uncharacterized. Bases 1 to 1953 code for a protein of 650 amino acids. Gene Ontology annotation, molecular function: zinc ion binding; DNA-binding transcription factor activity, RNA polymerase II-specific; DNA binding. The transcript is spliced from 8 exons. The record is from RefSeq and is a predicted model, not a curated record. NCBI's taxonomy places the organism in Eukaryota, Fungi, Ascomycota, Eurotiomycetes, Eurotiales, Aspergillaceae. Gene Ontology annotation, biological process: regulation of DNA-templated transcription; DNA-templated transcription.
AUGGCAUCUGCUGCCGAACCUCUCCCAGCUGUCAAGUGUGAUAGGCGAGCUCCCUGCGCCAACUGUGCCGAUGCUGGUGCCGAGUGCCGCCGCUUGCGCCGCCCACGCUCGUUGAGGAAGAGAUCAUUUCACAGCUUUCUAGGGCCGCAGGAGAGCAUAGUAGACUUUGAGGGGAACUUGUCCGGUGCCCAAAGAUGCUCCCCGGGCACUGCAUCUUCUGCGAGAGAUAAUAGUCCUAGACCGCUCGGGAAUCAUGCUUCCAACGCAGAAGGGAGAUCUCCCAGCCCUGCUGCUCCCUCGACCCCAAGCGAUGACGGCUCAGACUACCUUGCGAUCCAGGCGCGAAAGGUGAUCCAAAUAGAUCUUCACAACCCUCGUUCUGUUAGCCGCGAACGACAGGCGUUGCUCAAGUCGGCGCUCCAGCUGGUGGGCAGCAUUGCCGACAGUGAGCCUCGUCAUGGCUUUCCUGGAGUCGAGGGAGAGUUCAGGCCAUCCGGUUCGCCCUGGCCAGUCCUACAGGCGCCGCCUCGCGAGCUGCUAUUCAUGCUUCUCCCUGGCCCGCCAGAGUCUAUGCGCAUUCAGUGGCCCGAUCACAUAUCCGACCGGACGUACGCGAGAAUGGCGGCGGAUUUGCUCCGAGAUCAAGCUGAUCGCGCCAACCAGAAGUUUCAUCAGUUCUGUGUCUGCAUCUAUGUAAAGGCGAUUUUCCAUCUUUAUCAGAUUGCACGCACGGUGGACGAAGGCCUUCUGAGAGGGGAGAUGUCAAAGUCUAGAGCCGCCUACAUUGCAGCGGCGAUGCGCAGCAUUGAGUGUUUCAACAUAUGCAGCCCGCCGGAUCUUUCAUCCAUACAGUGUCUGAUUUCAAGUGCGUUGCUCAUGCAGCACUUGGGAAGAUUCAAUCAAUGUUGGCUCUUCGUCUCAUACGCUGCUCGGCAGAUCACUGCUCUUAACUACCACAAGAUCCAUAGACUACAGGCCAGCUCUGAUUCAAAGCAGGAAAUCCACAGCGCUGUUUACUGGUGCUAUUAUCUAGACCGGACUUUGAGUUCUCUUCUAUGUCGACCUCCUUCGCUGCCAGACUUCGGAGCUUCCCCUACGGAUCUUAUAGUCCUGGAGCCUUCAUCGCCUUACAAUGGUCUCUUACGUGUUCUGCUCGAUCUCGCACAGGUCCAGAGCAAGCUGCAUUCCUUGUCAUGUAGUUGCAGAACUGAAUCUCCUGGUCAGGCUCGCGAGAUAUGCCGAGAGCUCGAAUCGACAAUGCGUACGGCCAUCCUCCCACUUCUGCAGUCGAACCGCGACCUGCACCCCAAGAUGGUCCAGUACGACUGGGUCUGCGUCGACUUCUGCUACCACGCCAUCUUCGUCGAGAUCCACCGCACCCGCCUGAAGAGCGAUUUCAGCCCAGCCAUCCAUCAGGAGUGUCUUCUGUUCGCUCGCAAGUCGCUCCGCGCCUUCCACUUCCUUCAGCAGCAUUCUGCCGCAAUGCCCGGCUUCGACGACCCGACGCUGUUGCUCUACCCCCUCAGCGCCUUCUUCGUUGUCUUCUGCAACAUCAUUGCAACGGUGGAUCAGGACGACUACAAACUCAUGGCGCAGAUUAUUCAGCGCUUGGAACCGUUCAGCCAGGAUCCGCAUCUGUGCAAACUGUUGAAUCUGCUACAACGGCUCCAGCGUCUUUGCCAGCCCUUGUUUCAACAACACCUCCCCAGCGCUGUCUCCGACGAUGUUCCCACCUACAGCGACGCACCGGCCACCGAGAUUGCGUCGAUUGAUCCUGCCAUCAACCCGGCUACUACCGGCGCCCUGCCCUCGAUGGUCGGAUUCGGAGAUAACAUGGGGCUUGCCCAGGACACCGCGGUCGACAAUUCGGCAGACUGGCUCAUGUGGCAGCUCUUCAAUAGCCAGGUUCCAGCCGGGUGGUUCAGUCAAGAGGCUGGCUCUUUUGAUGUAUGA